AGCUUCUGUUUCUUUGACAGUUUUCCAGAACUCUUUUCUUUUUUCCCUAUCCAAAGCCUUCCCCCUUUCUGCUGUGGCAGGAGCAGUAGAACCUCGCAAGACAAGUUGCGCCGAAAGAGAGAGUUCCCGUUCGCGAGACAAGGCACAGCGACUUGCACGAGCGCUAACCGUGUGUCUUUUCCAGUGCUGUCUUCUUUAUUCGCCUUUCCCUGAACGUUUUCCUUCUUUGAAAUUCCAACUGAUAGGUGUACGCAAGAGAAGCUCGGGACUGCGCGCCCUGGCGAGUUGAGAGCGUUUCGACUGCAUGGCCACCCCCUUUCCUCUCGCUUUUUGUUUUCUUUCUCUGCCUGCCUCCACCGCGACAGUCUCGUCUGUGUUUCUCUCUCGUGAAUCGAAGUGCAAGAAGAGGUCGUUUCUGGCGAAUCUGCGUUACCUUUCGAGCGACCUUUCACUUCACUCCUCGUGAACAAGAAAUUCUGAACUCUGUGCACGUCCAUUUGAGAACAGGGAGCUCUUAGCCGCCAACAAAAAUUCUCUCUCCAUUUCUACACUUUUUUCUCGGUCCCCAUAUCGCACCGGAACUCGAAUUCGAUUCGGUCGCUUCUGCUGUUGCUUUCUCUGCAGUUUUCCGAGAACAAAGACGUUCCUCGUCAGACGCAAUUCUGUUCCCCUGCUGCAGACUCGCUAGGAGUGGGGGGGCUCCCGUUUCCUCCGGAUCUUCUUCCUCGCUUUUUCAGCUGCAUGCAGCCUUGCCUUGAAGAGCUGUGAACUCGACUGUAUCCGUUUUCUUCACAACUUCCCUCCACGAACAUGAACGGAGCCUUUGUCUGGCUUCCCAAUGAGACAGCGUGAGCGACAGACGAGCGCCUCCGUUGAAACAGGUUCUCUUCGUUUUCCCAGGGCCAAUCGCGUUGCGCAAGAAUAACGAGAGCGCGAAACGAAACGAAAAUGGAUCCGUACCUCGCUUCCUCGUACGCGCCGCCUCGCGGAACAGAGACUUAUUCGACUUCCCGGCGAGGAGGCGACUUCCCCGCAGACGCGUUUCUCGGCUCGCAGGUCCUGCGCUUCGUGCAGGCGGCAGCCCACGGCGCGCCUGUGGGCGCGGAGACACCUUUUGGAGCCCAAGAGGCCGGUGCGCAGUUCACCUGCGCGGCGCUCGAGGGGACAAUGCGGAUCGGCUCGCAGGUUGGGAGCGCGCUGCUGCAGGAAGGAGGGAAGCUGCUGGAGAGAACGAACCUCGUGAAGGAAGGUCCGAAACCUCUGAGGGCGCUCUGCUUCGUCGGUGGAUUGGUUCUGAUUGCCGUCACAGUUCUUCAGAUAAUGAACAUCUUUUCCGUGGUCGGCAACCCUGCCUCGUACAUUCUUCAACUUUUCCUCAUGAUGUUCGGUGUGGCUAUCUGCGUCAUCGAAGCGAAAGACUUUGAGCAGUUGGAGCGUCUUCAACCGCUGUUCACGACUUGGUUCAAGUUCCUUACGGUGCCGCUCGGCAAAGGCCUUUUCUACAUUCUCGUUGGUGCCAUCUGCGUUUCUUUGUGGUCUUCAAAUUUUCUGCUCCUCUUCGUCGGUGGCUACAUGGUUCUCAUGGGCAUCAUGUGCGUGAUGGUCCACUUCGGCAUGCGCCAUCAGCUGCAGCGCAAUGGCAUCGACGUUUCAGACGAUGAGGAAGACACACAGAGAGUUCGAUUGGGGGAGCAGCUCGGAGUGAACCGAAUCCAACAAGCCAUGUACGACCCUGCUCCAUACUGAGCUCUCUGCGGAAAGGGGGAAAACGAGACCGGCCUGCGGGGAAGACGCCUUUUCACUGUGUUUUUCUUUCCAAGUUUUUCUCUUCUGGAAUGAGUAACGCUCUGCUAGGCGCUCUCCUCCUACUGACAAACGCGCGAAAAACGUUUUCUCAAAGAACGAUCACCUCUGGUGGCGACCCAUGGGGUACGAACAGCAAUGUGUGCGACGUUUCCCUCCGUUUUCGCCACAAUCUCAUAGUUUGGUGUGCAGUGUACACCGUCGUUCUCACUGUCUUUUUUCUCGUCUCCCCAACUUUUUUCUGUGGUCAAUUUACCAAUUUGCUUUUGCGCAUGCGCAUCCAUGUUGUGUGGGAACACAUUCAUCACAUAUGGGUGCUCGUGAGGACCGCUCGAGUUCCACAACUGACAGGAUGCAGCUGAGGACCGUGAAACUAAAACAGAUCGUUUUAGGGGCGCCGGACAGGGUGGACCUCCGAAACGUGAGGCCUCUUGGUGCCUGCUUGGCGCGAUGUAGGACGCUCUGCAUCUCGGAACAGUGAAGGCUACGCACGCAUGUGAAAAGCUUUUCGCACCCGAGCUAUGGAGGCAGUCUUUGGCCUGUCGCUCUGUCAAGCGACAACAGCUUCAGCUGAGCAGCUGCGCUGUCACGACAGAGAUUCACAAUGCACAGUACGUCUAUGGUCGCAGUGUGUCGCCUACAGUGCUGUGGCAAGGGUCUCGUACGUAGCGUUUCACCUCCGUGGUUUGAGAGAAUCCUUUCGACGCAAAGUGCCGUGAUAUGGUGGGGAGUGAGGUCCGACAACAGAAGGCAGAAAGCCAGAUGAGAAACCGGGGUGAAAAUGACGGUAAUAACAACAGCCAGCACUGCCACUUAUCACUGUGUUGAUAUCAAGAGGCUGCAUGCACGGACCGGUGUGUGACUAUUGUACUGACGCCGAUGGGCAACAAAUGAUGCCAUCCACGUUUAUGGUAAAGAAAAUGUGUUUCCGUUCGGAGGAUCACGAC
This is a messenger RNA of Toxoplasma gondii ME49, 2750 nucleotides long. RefSeq lists its product as hypothetical. The transcript is spliced from 7 exons. Bases 949 to 1746 code for a protein of 265 amino acids. The record is from RefSeq and is a predicted model, not a curated record. NCBI's taxonomy places the organism in Eukaryota, Apicomplexa, Conoidasida, Eucoccidiorida, Sarcocystidae.